Molecule: messenger RNA, 1210 nt
Organism: Phragmites australis (common reed)
Lineage: Eukaryota; Viridiplantae; Streptophyta; Magnoliopsida; Poales; Poaceae
Exons: 4
Coding region: 529-957 (142 amino acids)
Source: RefSeq, a predicted model, not a curated record
ACAGUAAGACCUGAGUUGUAUAUUCGGCGACAUGUUGAUUUCUGCCGAGAAAUCCAAACCCAAAAUCAAAAGCGAGCGGAUUUUCCUUUCCCCGCCCGCCGCGACGUGUCUCCCGCCCCGGCGCCUCUCUUUCAGGUGAGCGGCCGCCCUCCCUCGUCCCCCUUGGCUCGGGCUGUUCGGUCGCCCAUCAAAUCGCAAGCUGCCAAAAAAUCACGCUUCCUUCCUCCGUUCCUCCCCUCGUCUCCAAGCCGGACUCCACGGCCAUCUCGUCUCCAACGCAGCGGUUCGGUUACACAGUUUCGUUUUCGCCUCUGCAUCCGCGCGCGCGAAACAACACGGGUCAGUAAGGGCCGCGACCGGUUCAAGUCUCGGCGGCGACUUGGACUCGACUCCUCCACGCGGUGCCUGCUGCCAGCCGCUACCCGUGGUGUAUACUCCCGCCUCGUUGUUUGGUCGCUGAGACCCGUGGAAGCGAGCACAGGGGAGGAGCGGCAGGGAGGGAGGGAGGUUGUGGCCUCGACGGCGUCCAUGGACCUCGUCCGACAGGAGGCGGACAGGGGCUCCGCCACGGAGUUCGUGGCGCUCGACAUCAGUGGCGAAACGGACUCGCCCGGGGCCGAGGCGGACCUGAUGAUGGAGUCCUCAUUCGCCGGGAAGGCUCUCGAGCGGGAGCGAAACGGAGACGCCAAUUCGUCUUCCACCGGUGUGGCGGGCGUGUACGAGAAGCAGGCGGUGGCUGUACACGUCGACGGCAGCCCGAGGGAGCAGUUCCACCCCUCGACGCCAACAGCAGGUGGGGCAAAGCGUCGUCGUGCCAGCCGGCGUGUUCUGGGGUGGCGCGAUCCCAGGAAGAUCCUCUUCGCUUUUGCAGCAUUGUCCAGCGUGGGCACGUUGAUCCUGCUCUACUUCACUCUCUCCAUGGGGAAGAUGACAGGAGGUCAAGCUGAUGGCGAGUGAUAGCCUUGCUUUGUCUUGCUUUCCAUAGCAUUAUUAAUGUUUGUACAAAAGAAACUGAGAAAUGGCUGGAUGCUAAUGUUAUAAUGUAGCAGUCAUACAUCAGCGCGUAUAUCACCAUGAUUUGAGAUGUUUGUACAUAGACACAGGAUAGGUUUACAGAGAGUUUUAAGGGAAGAAUUUUACUCCUGAGGAGCGUUGGACAGCUUAAGCACUAAUAAAUGUGUCGAUUUGAGAUGCUCAGUUACCAGUUGAA